AUGCAGCCUAGUCCAGACAUAAAGAAGCCUCGGGCACGCACUGUUAGGCCCGAGAAUGCCAAGCCAACUAUCGUGCUAAGUCUACCAGGGGUCCGCUUCGCCGUGUUCUCUAGUGCAUUGGACUCAUUGCAGCAAUUUGACGUUACCCUCAGCUCGACCGCAUCACUGCUUUUUGUCACUUAUAUUACGUGUGUCGUGGCCUGGAACAUCCUUUCGAUCGUCGUGCCUGUGCUAGCACACACUGCAUGGUUCGCGCUUAUCACAUUUUACACCUUCGUCGGAAUCACCAGUGUGUCUACAACUACCGUAUCCAAGUCAGACAAAAUUGCUGCUGGAACCUAUUAUACCGGCAACUCCCCGAUGGAAACAGAUGUCACCGCUUCAAAACCAACGUUACCUUUGCUCUCGGUCAUUCCGUCAACCCUGGAAGCUAAUUCCAAUAAGGCAGACAGAGUAUUUGAAAAUAAACAGAAGAAUUAUCGGGCCCCGACUGCUCAACGUCGAGUACUGGCUCGGCUGAACAAAAAUCGAAUUUUGGUCAAUGUGGUGCCAGGUGAAACCCGCCGCCGUGUGGAUAUGAACUUGGGUGAAGCAAAUUUUCGUGUUGGUAAGGCAUUUGUGCAAUCAGUGUCAGGCAAGCGCAAACCGCGUGAUAUAUACGUUAUUCGCGUGGACUGCGGUGCUAAAUCGGCUUCUCAAGAGAAACACAUGAAUCCUGUCAUCAUGUGGGAUGUGACAGCUACGUUUGACGAAUUUAAGCAAUUAGAGCGUGAUUUGAAAAAGGAGCUCAAAGCCAGAAAUCUCUCCACUAGCGUGAAGUUACCGCAUUUAUCGAGCGGUUCGUUGCUGUUCUUGAACCCAGAGCUCACAAAUCAUGUGCUGAACGCGAGGCGAGUGCGUCUGCAAACUUUUAUUGAUUCGGUGAAGUCGGAUCCAAUACUAUCUAGUAUGGGGUGCUUACGCAAAUUUUGCCAAGCUUAUUAA
Plasmopara halstedii is the source of this 984-nucleotide messenger RNA. Its product is annotated as Phox homologous domain. Bases 1 to 984 code for a protein of 327 amino acids. Gene Ontology annotation, molecular function: phosphatidylinositol binding. Lineage: Eukaryota; Oomycota; Peronosporomycetes; Peronosporales; Peronosporaceae. The transcript has a single exon. The record is from RefSeq and is a predicted model, not a curated record.